Molecule: messenger RNA, 2838 nt
Organism: Etheostoma cragini (Arkansas darter)
Lineage: Eukaryota; Metazoa; Chordata; Actinopteri; Perciformes; Percidae
Exons: 13
Coding region: 1-2838 (945 amino acids)
Source: RefSeq, a predicted model, not a curated record
AUGUUUCAGCCAAAGACGAACUCGGGGCAGAGGGGGGUCUGGGUCUACGAGAUCGGCUCCUCGCCGAUCUUUGUCGCCAUUACCCCCGGGAUGGUCACUGCCCUUCCUGAGGGAGACGCCACCGAACCGUCCGUCACCAUGUUGCCAAGGCGACCUGAGAAACCCCAGGCGGGACCAGAAGAAAACGACGAGUUCCCAACCGAGACUCCAGUUGAGCACCGACCCGUCACGGCGGAGUAUGCCGAACCAGUGACAGAGGAUUACCCAGAUUACCCAGAAUACCCAGAAUCUGAGACACCAACAUACACCGAACCCGAGCGGGCUGAUCCAACGUACCCGGAGCCAUCUGAGCCGAGACACCCUGACCCAUCCGAGACCACUUACCCCACGUUUGAGCCAUUGCAACCAACCGUCCCGGAGACCACUUUGCCGAGGUACCCUGAACGUACCGAGACCACGUACCCCGUCUCUGAGCCUUUGCAACCGAGAUACACCGUCCCUGAAAACACUGAGCCUAGGUACUCCACAGUCCAACCAGGAUAUCCUGACCCGGAACCGAUCCAACCAAGAUACCCUGACCCUGAACCAGUUCAACCACAAUACCCUGACCCUGAACCAGUCCAACCACAAUACCCUGACUCUGAACCGACCCAACCAAGAUACCCUGACCCUGAACCAGUCCAACCACGAUACCCUGACCCUGAACCAGUCCAACCACGAUACACUGACCCUGAACCGACCCAACCAAGAUACCCUGACCCUGAACCAGUCCAACCACGAUACUCUGACCCUGAACCAGUCCAACCACGAUACCCUGACCCUGAACCAAUCCAACCAAGAUACCCUGACCCUGAACCAGUCCAACCACAAUACCCUGACUCUGAACCGAUCCAACCAAGAUACCCUGACCCUGAACCAGUCCAACCGAGAUACCCUGACCCUGAACCGGUCCAACCAGGACCUCCACGUUCCCGGUCCCAGCAACCCCAGAUCGUAGUGGUAGAUGAAGAUGAAAAUCUGGAUGUGAACGUAUUUGCGUACAACUCGGAGACGUGCGCCCUCAACAGGAACAAGUGCUCGACCUUCGCUGACUGCCGGGAUUACAGCAGCGGGUACUGCUGCCAUUGUAGGCCCGGUUUCUACGGCAACGGGAAGGACUGCGUCGCAGAAGGGAAACCCCAGAGGAUGAACGGGAAGGUGAGCGGCCGCGUGUUCGUGGGGAGCUCGCCGUCGCCCGUGGAGCUCGGCAGCAACGACCUGCACUCCUACGUGGUCGCCAACGACGGACGGGCCUACGUGGCCAUCAGCAGCAUCCCCGACAGCCUGGGCCCCUCCCUGCAGCCGCUGUCCUCCCUCGGGGGGGUCAUCGGCUGGGCCUUCGCCCUGGAGCAGCCCGGCUACCAGAACGGCUUCAGCCUCAUCGUGAACCCACCUUUUCCCUCCCCUGUCCCAGGCGGUGUACCGGAGCAGAACCCGUGCUUCACCGGCAGACACGGCUGUGACGUCAACGCCGCCUGUCGGCCCGGCGACGGCCUCCACUUCUCCUGCCAAUGUGCGACGGGAUUCACCGGGGACGGACGCUAUUGCCACGUCUCUAAGUCUAGGUCUAAGUCUAAGCGGGGACUCACUGUGGACCGAGCCGAUCUUGUUGCUCAUGGCGUAGCGGAUCAGAUGGUUGUCCUUGUCGAACAUCACAAAGAUCUGGUCCACGCUGAGCUGCUGGGGGGCGGGCGCCGCGCCGGGCACCUCGGCGUGCGGGCAGCUCUGGAAGCUGAUGGUCUGGCGCCAUUGGUAGCUCCGGGUCUGGGCGCCGCCGCCGGGGGGGACCUCCUUGUAGGGGCUGAUCUGGACCGAGGAGCCCAGGGGGACGGCGGGGACCCGGCCCUCCAGCUCGGUGCUCACCACCACGUGGUCGUGUUCGUCGAUCCCUUUGAACUGCUGCCGGAUGCUCAGGCGCUCGUUGCCGGGCUGGAAGACGACCUCGGCCUGCCGCGAAAACACGCCGACCGGGUGGUGAUCGCCGUGGGUUACGACUGCGUGGACAAGAUGGUUUACUGGACGGACAUCACGGGGCCGUCCAUCAGCAGAGCCAGUCUGACUGGAGGAGACAUUGUCCCCGUCAUCACUACAGACCUGCAGAGUCCUGAAGGCAUCGCCAUCGACCACGUGGCGCGCCUCCUCUUCUGGACCGACUCCAUGCGUGACACCGUGGAGGUUUCCAAACUGGACGGCAGCCAGCGGCGAGUCCUGUUCGACACAGACCUCAUCAACCCUCGACCCAUCGUCACCAACCCGGCGUACGGGCGGCUGUACUGGGCUGACUGGGACAGAGACAGUCUCAAGAUCGAGAUGUCCAACAUGGACGGGACGGACCGGACCGUCCUGGUGAAAGACGACCUGGGGCUCCCCAACGGCCUGACCUUUGACCUGGAAGACCAGCAGCUGUGCUGGGCCGACGCAGGGACCCGUAAGGUGGAGUGCAUGGACCCCCACCGCCGGCUGAGGAGGCAGAUCGUGGCAGGGAUCCAGUACCCGUUCGGUCUGGUGGCCUUCGGGGGGAAGCUGUACUACACCGACUGGAGGAGGGAGGCGGUGGUCGCUGUGGACCGCCACUCGGAGAAGGAGACGGAGGAGUUUCUGCCACAGAAGCGCUCUCGGCUGUACGGCAUCACCACCACGCCGAGCCGGUGUCCACAAGACGACCCCGUGACCCGUGGAGACGACCCCGUGACCCGUGGAGACGACCCCGUGACCCGUGGAGACGACCCCGUCUCUGGGGAACAGAAACAACACACUAACCCUCAUGUUGUCGACCUAUCGACCUUCUCGUCUCUCUGA